Molecule: messenger RNA, 396 nt
Organism: Saprolegnia parasitica CBS 223.65
Lineage: Eukaryota; Oomycota; Saprolegniomycetes; Saprolegniales; Saprolegniaceae
Exons: 2
Coding region: 1-396 (131 amino acids)
Source: RefSeq, a predicted model, not a curated record
AUGGAAGCGACGCUGCGGCGCGCCGUCAACGAGUUCUUCUUCCGAGACACGUGGUCGCCCGCGACGUACGUGACGUUCGCCGUCGUUUUAGUAAGCACGUUUUUCGUCUCGAGUGGCCUCUCGCGGCUUCUUUUUAACCUUGUCGACGCCAAGCUCCAGCGCGACGAAGCCAACCGCGCCGCAAUUCACACGAUGCCGGACGCCUCGUCUUCCGAGAGUGACGAGACCUCGGACAGUGGAUCGUCCGACUCGAGCCAAGACGACAGCGACGACGAGGAGGACGACGACGACGAGCCAUCGGUGUUUUCGCCCGUCAAGAUUGCAGUGCCACCGCUGAUCGAGAUUGAUGCGACUGUUUUCGACGUGCGCGAUGUGGAGCAUCUCAAAACGUUGUGA